Messenger RNA from Dicrocoelium dendriticum, 396 nucleotides. The record is from the annotation of a GenBank genome assembly. Lineage: Eukaryota; Metazoa; Platyhelminthes; Trematoda; Plagiorchiida; Dicrocoeliidae.
AUGGGCCGCGUGGCUGUCAGCGGUCUUGAAUCGCGACCUCGCUCGGCUGAGCCCAUAGAUGAUGCAACCCUCGAGUCUGGGACUGGGGAACCGCUGCUAUCUGUGUCUAAACGAGAAGAGUACCCCUAUGCUUGCGAACGCUGUGGUAAAUCGUUUGCCGCUAAAGCCCGUUUGCAAAGGCACGUCACUACUGUUCAUUUGAAGCAACGAGAUCACACAUGUGAAUACUGUGGAAAAUCUUUUUACUUCAAGUACCACGUUCAAGCACACGUUGAAGCUGUUCACUUGAUGACCAGUGGCGCUCGUUCAACCUCGAUCCUCGUUUCGUCUCACGGGUUCCGUUUGCUUUGGACCACCGAUGAUUCAACAAAAGCAACAGAGAAUAGUACCUCUUAG